AUACCGAGUUUGAGUUUCGUAAAGGUAAGAAGUCGUGGUGGAUCAAUGUGAAACCUUCGGUGGAAUUAUUAUCAAAAUGGGGAUACGCGGAUAAUGAACCAAUAGAGGAAGAGAUGAAUAUUCAAGGAGAAGAUCUCCCAAAAAAAAGCAUUCCUGAAGGUGAAGAUCCUCCAAAAGGAAAGAAAAACAUUCCAAAAGAAAGAUACUUCGGGGGUUAUUUCAGUGGAGAAGUUACUCCGAAAGAAAUAGAAAUAUCAACAACACCACGCAAGCAGAUGGGAGAUUACACCAUUGAUUAUGAUUGGUCAAUUUUAUCUUAA
This is a messenger RNA of Racocetra persica, 320 nucleotides long. The record is from the annotation of a GenBank genome assembly. Lineage: Eukaryota; Fungi; Glomeromycota; Glomeromycetes; Diversisporales; Gigasporaceae.